Messenger RNA from Gordionus sp. m RMFG-2023, 1116 nucleotides. Its product is annotated as probable cyclin-dependent serine/threonine-protein kinase DDB_G0292550. Lineage: Eukaryota; Metazoa; Nematomorpha; Gordioida; Chordodea; Parachordodidae. Bases 1 to 1116 code for a protein of 371 amino acids. The transcript has a single exon. The record is from RefSeq and is a predicted model, not a curated record.
AUGAAACAGAUUCCCAAUAAUAAUGUUAAUAUAAAUAUUGAAUUUCCAAUAUACGCAGGCAAUGGCGAUCUUUUUUUGAGUAGAUUUGAAGACAUCUUCAAGGACAAUCAGAUAUCGGACAUCGAAAAAGCAGGUUCCUUUACAAGAAGAUUACCAGAUGAGGUAUACAUCAAGCUUAAAUCGAUAUGUUCACCUACCGACUUCAUCAAUCCAUCGAUAUUGAUUGAAAAAUUCAGGUUAUUACACCCGAGGAAAUCUACAAGUUCCAACUUAUUAUUAUUUAAUGCAGCUUUACAAGGUAAAAACGAAAGUUACAUCGAUUGGGUAAGUAGAUUAUGCAUUUUAAAAAAUGAAUGUUUGCUAAGUGAUAGUAGAGUUAUUGAAAAAGUAAAAAUUUUGUCAAUCAGCAAAAAUAUUAGGCAGAAAAUUACAUUAAAAGAAAACAUUACAUUAGAAGAAGUUCUUACUUUAAGAGAUGAUUUUGAAGAGUUAGAAUUGAAAGAAAAUAUAAUUGCUAAAGUUGAAAAUAUUUCUUUAAACGAAAAAACAGAAAAUGAUACAACCGUGAAACAUGUAGAAAGGCUAAGAGGCAGGAAAACAGAAGAAAAUAAACAAUUGGUGAGAUAUGGAGACCAUGAUGAACGACAAAAUUUACAAUCUAAUUACGAUAACAGACAACGAUGGACAGCAAGAGGCCAUGACUUUCAAAGAAAUAUUUAUCAAGGAAAUAAUUAUAACCCCAGUUACCAAGGAAAUAAUUACAACCCUAGAUAUCAGAAUUAUAACGCGAAUUAUUACAACGUCAGAGCAAACUAUCCAGGAUCGUACAAUAAUUCUUCGAGAUUUGAUAAUAGAGCUAAUUAUAUUAAAAAUGACUAUAAUAAUAAUAGAUUUAAUAAUGAUUAUAAUUACAGAUAUAACAGACAUUAUAACGAUUCAAGAUGUAUUCAAAGAUAUAAUGAUAAUCAUAAUAUUGGGAAUCGAGGAACUAAUCAAGUAUGCAAUUAUAAAUAUCAUAACAACGACAAUAAUCAAUCACGAUAUACAAAUAAAGUAAACACUGUAAAUAUAGAAGAGAUAAAAGAAGAUGAUAAUGACAAACUAGAAAGAAAAUAA